Messenger RNA from Danaus chrysippus (African queen), 504 nucleotides. NCBI's taxonomy places the organism in Eukaryota, Metazoa, Arthropoda, Insecta, Lepidoptera, Nymphalidae. The record is from the annotation of a GenBank genome assembly.
AUGAAUAACAUCAUAAAAUUUGCACAGUCGGCUACUAUUUUGCCACAAUGGUCUCCAAUAUUUGCUUCCCAAUUUCACACAUCAUCCGCUCUGUGUCGAGUGGUGUCAGGCAAAUACAGGAUAACGAAGAAACGAGACAAACCUCUAACAUAUGAGAUGGCCAAUCCCCCACAUUAUAUUGCUCAUAGAAAAUCCUGGAACUCUUGGAAUACUUCUAGUUUAAAAGAUGGCCUUCGGAAGUCAGAGACGGCAGUUGAAGAUGAGUUUAUAAGAAGAUUUAUUACCGGAACAUGGCAUGGACUUGUAUGUAGUGAGGUAAUAAUAAAACGUCAGUUUAAUCAUAUAAGAGUGGCUGUAAUCAUCCGACGGGCCGUUUCACCUACAAAGAUGUAUUUCCUUCUUGGAUAUUCAGAAGAAAUGCUAUCAAAUUGGAUACAGUGCCCUGUGACCUUGGAACUGCAGACUGUUGAUAGCUACCAGGAUGUGGUCUUCAAAUAUAUUUAG